GAUAAUUAAAUAUAAAACCUGUGUCUCAUUCCCCUUUUUCCUCCUCGUUUAUAGCAUCUGUUGAAUGUUCAGCUAGUCUUCCCGAGUUGAACCGACACCGAAGCUGUGCAGCUCUUCUAGCCAAGCGGUUUCCAUUUACCUCAGUCAUGGCUAGUUACCAUAAACCCGACGAGAAGACCCUGCAGGGGCUGAGAGACAUCGCUAACAAGCUGCGGAUCAACUCCGUCAAGGCAACAUGCGCCUCCAACUCCGGUCACCCCACCACAUGUUGCAGUGCAGCAGAGCUCAUGUCCGUGCUGCUCUUCCACACGAUGCGGUACAAAGCUGCUGACCCACGUAACCAGUGUAAUGACCGCUUCGUGCUGUCUAAGGGUCACGCUGCACCAAUCCUGUACGCUGCCUGGGCGGAGGCGGGCUUUGUGAAGGAGGCUGACCUGGUCAACCUGAGGAAGCUGGACUCUGACCUGGAGGGUCACCCCACACCUAAACUGGAGUUUGUUGACGUGGCAACGGGUUCUCUGGGACAGGGGCUGGGGGCUGCCUGCGGGAUGGCUUACACCGGGAAACACUUCGACAAGUCCAGUUACCGUGUGUACUGCAUGCUGGGUGACGGGGAGUGUUCGGAGGGGGCUGUCUGGGAAGCCAUGGCCUUUGGUUCCCACUACAACCUGGAUAACCUGGUGGCUAUUAUCGACGCGAACCGCCUGGGACAGAGUGAAGCUGCUCCUCUCAAACACGACAUGGACGUAUACCGCAAACGCUGCGAAGCAUUUGGGUGGAACACGUAUGUGGUGGAUGGUCAUGAUGUUGAGGAGCUGUGUAAAGCGUUGUGGCAGGCCCAGCAGGUGAAGGGAAAACCCACCAUGAUCCUGGCCAAGACCUUCAAGGGUAGAGGACUCAAAGGCAUUGAGGACAUGGAGUACUGGCAUGGUAAACCCAUGCCUAAGGACCGGGCCGAGGAGGCGAUUAAAGACUUGGAGGCUCUGAUUCAGAACCCCAACAAGACCAUCUGCCCCGAGCUUCCUAAAGAAGAUACCGCCCCCGCUGACCUUUCACCUAUCAGCCUGCCCUCCCCGCCUAACUACAAGAUUGGGGAUAAGGUGGCUACUCGUAAGGCGUAUGGCGUGGCCCUGGCUAAACUGGGUCAGUCCAGUCAGAGGGUGGUCGCUCUGGACGCUGACAUGAAGAACUCGACCUUCUCUGAGAUGUUUCACAAGGCCUUCCCUGAACGCUUCGUGGAGUGCUUCAUCGCUGAACAAAACAUGGUGAGCGUGGCGAUUGGCUGUGCCACGAGAGACCGCACAGUGGCGUUUGCCAGCACCUUCGCUGCCUUCCUGUCCAGGGCCUACGACCACAUCAGAAUGGCCGCUGUCUCGGAGUCUAACAUCAACUUGGCUGGUUCUCACUGCGGCGUCUCCAUCGGUGAGGAUGGCCCCUCCCAGAUGGCGUUGGAGGACAUUGCUAUGUUCCGCGCUAUCCCAACAUGCACUGUGUUCUACCCCAGCGACGGCGUCUCUGCUGAGAGGUCUGUGGAGUUGGCUGCUAACACCAAGGGAAUCUGUUUCAUUCGCAUCACCAGACCAGAACUGAAAGUGAUCUACGACCCCGACGAGAAGUUCGAGGUGGGCGUGGCCAAGGUGGUACGUCAGUCGGACAGCGACAAGGUGACGGUGAUUGGAGCUGGAGUGACACUGCAUGAAGCCCUGGCUGCUGCUGACCAGCUGGCCAGCGAGGGAGUGAACAUCCGUGUGAUUGACCCGUUCACCAUCAAGCCCCUGGAUGCUGCCACCAUCGUGUCGAGCGCCCGCAUCACCGGAGGGAGAAUCAUCACCGUCGAGGACCACUACAGAGAGGGGGGUCUCGGGGAGGCGGUGCUGUCUGCAGUAGGGGAGGAGCCUGGUAUCGUAGUGACCCGCCUGGCGGUGAACCGGAUCCCACGGAGUGGAAAACCUCAGGAGUUACUGGACCUGUACGGCAUCAGCGCCAAACACAUCGUCGACUCCGUGCGCCAGACCUUCGCCAACUGAGACGGUGGUCGUCUCAUCGUUUGUCUCCCAAAAUGGCACCCUAUAUUCCCUACGUAGUGCACUACUUUUGACCAGGUUUCCUAUUUGGGCUAGUGCACUAGAUUGGGAAUAGGGUGCCAUUUGGGGGACGUCUCUUUCCCUUAAGUCUGUACACAUUUACCAACUUCAUGUUCUCUGUCUCUCUGUCUCUGUGUCUCUCUGUCUCUCUGUCUCUCUGUCUCUCUGUGUCUCUGUGUCUCUGUGUCUCUGUGUCUCUGUGUCUCUGUGUCUCUGUGUCUCUGUGUCUCUGUGUCUCUCUGUCUCUCUGUCUCUCUGUCUCUCUGUCUCUGUGUCUCUGUGUCUCUGUGUCUCUCUCUGUCUCUCUCUGUCUCUGUGUCUCUGUGUCUCUCUCUGUCUCUCUCUGUCUCUCUCUGUCUCUCUCUGUCUCUCUCUGUCUCUCUCUGUCUCUCUCUGUCUCUCUCUGUCUCUCUCUGUCUCUCUCUGUCUCUCUCUGUCUCUCUCUCUGUGUCUCUCUCUGUCUCUCUCUGUCUCAAACCCCCUACUUCCCUCCCAUCUACCACUAGUGUUAAACAGAACAGGGCUGUCUAGCGCCCCUUGUGGCUGGAAGGCAGAGUGCAGCUCUGUCCUGCUGUACUGUAUAGUGUUGCAGCAGCAGAGCCAAUAGGCCAGCUCUCAGCGGGGAGGGAUAAGUGGAUGGUAAUAUGCAGUAAUGUUUCUAGAUAAACUCUUUACCCACCUUAAUGCAUCCUCCUUCUAAUCAACCGUCUAAUUUAGUUUUCUGCUAAACUGUAAUGGAGCAAUAAGGCCUGAAGGGGUUUAUGAUAUAUGGCCGAUAUACCACGGAUAAGGGCGGUUCUUAGGCACGACAUAUUGCAGAGUGUACAGCCUGGAUACAGCCCUUAGCUGUGGUAUAUUGGUCAUAUAUCAUAACCCCUGAGGUCUUACUGCUGUUUAUUAAUGUAACAGUAAAAUGACAUGUUUGAUCAUAGCUGUGGUAUAUUGGUCUGGUUCCACGGCUUUCAGGGCUCGACCACCUGCUUUCUAGUCCCCCUUGAUGUUAGUGAUGUAGCUGACUGACGGUUACUGUAGGGGGUCAGUCCCAUAUGGCGUACCGUUCACGAUCUAGGGAAGUGGAUCUGGGGCCCAUCUUGGGUAUAGGAGGAGGUUUGUUUUGAGCUUGUGGUGUUCUCUGCUCGUCCAGACGAUGCUGAACUCUCUGUUUCAAAUGAAACUAAAUGUGUUUCUGUUCACAUCUUUCUGUUUCUCGGUUGGUCUCUUUUACAUUCCAGCUGCUAACAGUCAUCUUCAUCUCGUUCCAUGUGUUCUAAUGGUUCUGCAUUCCAUGUGUUCUAAUGGUUCUGCAUUCCACGUGUUCUAAUGGUUCUGCAUUCCAUGUGUUCUAAUGGUUCUGCAUUCCAUGUGUUCUAAUGGUUCUGCAUUCCAUGUGUUCUAAUGGUUCUGCAUUCCAUGUGUUCUAAUGGUUCUGCAUUCCAUGUGUUCUAAUGGUUCUGCGUUCCAUGUGUUCUAAUGGUUCUGCGUUCCAUGUGUUCUAAUGGUUCUGCGUUCCACGUGUUCUAAUGGUUCUGCGUUCCACGUGUUCUAAUGGUUCUGCGUUCCACGUGUUCUAAUGGUUCUGCGUUCCACGUGUUCUAAUGGUUCCGCCUGCUUGAUAAUGAACCUCUCCGUAGCGCUGUUAGACACCAUGCCAGCUCCACCAGGAACUGAAUGGUUCAUAGCCUUAAUUAGCAGUGAAACUGAUGCAGGAAAUUUACAUUCAAUGGACCUGAGUUCUAUGUAAUGACUUGUUGUAAACGUUAAACUGCUAUAUGACCUACUGUGUUCUUCUAGGCUGGUUGUGGUGAUGACCUGGCUCGUGUUGCUUUCUGGGUAUUAUCUGACCUCUCGUAUCUCUGCACAGUCAUGUCUGAUGCUGCCAGUCAAUGGUUGGUUGGUUUGCGUUGCCAUGGUAAUGCUAAAAUAAUAAACUACAACUUGACCCAA
Molecule: messenger RNA, 4028 nt
Organism: Salmo salar (Atlantic salmon)
Lineage: Eukaryota; Metazoa; Chordata; Actinopteri; Salmoniformes; Salmonidae
Source: RefSeq, a predicted model, not a curated record